AAUGUGGCGAGGUACCCUCCUUCCUCGUCCCGCGAGCAAAACAUGUUACGGGUCGUGGGGACGCGCAGUCGAAAACGAUGUCGUCGUGCGUUCGGUCAAGUAAACAAUAAAGAUCGAACGAGACAGAAACUAGACUCUCUCGUGCAUCAAAUAAUUUCACGCGAGUGCGUGCACGCCUUACGCGUGCAUUAUAUUAUUACGUGCGUUUUUGCAGAAACGGAGUAGCUCGAGCGUGAAUUACAUCUCGGCGCAUAUGUGUCGCGAUUAAAAUCGUCAUACGUGCAAAGUUGCGGUGUCUGCUUUUGCCGGUCGAAGCUUUCCGCUGCAUUUUUUUUUGCUCGAUCGGGUUAAGUCGACGGUAGGGAAACGUUUGACGGGUUGUGUCGCGACCGGCGUGGGUGCUCGCGCGAAAUCGCGUCCCUGCAGGGGACGGACGGAGGAAGAAGAAGAACAAGUCCGUCAUCUGUAGAGGAGGCGGAAGAAGGGGAACGCGAACUCGGUUUGGCGAGCUAGGGGCCUCGGAUUGAUCGCGCGCGCGGAAGAGAAUUAUGAGCGAGCGACGUCGCUUGGCCUGUCAUCGUCAUCAUCAUCGUCGUCGUCGUCGUCCCGCGGCCGCCGCCGAUUGUUCCGCGAGCGAGGAGGACUUUUGACACGAGCGCACCGUGCGCGCGAAGAAUCAUCAUCGUCGUCGUCGUCGACGUCGACGCGGACGACACUUGGACCGCCGAUAGAGCCCAGGCACCGAGACGAGAAUCGUCAUCCUCGCGAGCGAGGAGGCAGGAUGAACGGCUUCAGCACCGGCGAGGAGGACUCCCGGGGUGCGGCGGAUCAGAUCUGCUGCCUCGUGGACGAGGGCGAGCGAUGCUCCCGCCCGGCCGGCAAUGCAUCCUACAGCAAACGCAUUCAAAAGACCGUCACUCAACGACGGCUCAAGCUUAAUCUCGAUAAUAUGGCACGACAUAUAUACAUCUGUGAUUAUCACAAGCAAGUGAUCCAAUGUGCGAGGACUAAGCAGCAACAGCAACGUAGGCGCAAGGAUUCCGAAGAAGACUCCGGUGAAACUGACAACGAUCUCCCAGAAGUUGAUCUCUUCCAAUUGCAAGUCGGUACUUUGAGACGGUACAAAAGGCACUAUAAGGUUCCCACACGUCCCGGUCUUAACAAAGCUCAGUUAGCAGAUACCCUCAUGAAACAUUUUAAGACCAUCCCUGUAGUGGAGAAGGAAGCUCUAAGUUUUUUCAUAUAUACUGUUAAGACUAAUGCAAAUAAAUUAGAUCAAAAGAAUGGUUUAAGUAGUAGUGAUACAACGUAGCGUGAUCAGAAAAUCUCCCAUGUCGCUAUUGUAAUAUUACAAAUUAGUUAUAUGAUAAGUAUAUCAAUUUUUACUUGUUAAUACAUAUAUGUAUUUUAUAAGAAACUAUGUAUAUAAAGUG
Nylanderia fulva is the source of this 1433-nucleotide messenger RNA. It is a transcript of the gene Sap30, whose product is annotated as SIN3-associated polypeptide 30. Gene Ontology annotation, cellular component: histone deacetylase complex. NCBI's taxonomy places the organism in Eukaryota, Metazoa, Arthropoda, Insecta, Hymenoptera, Formicidae. Gene Ontology annotation, biological process: regulation of DNA-templated transcription. The record is from RefSeq and is a predicted model, not a curated record. Gene Ontology annotation, molecular function: protein binding; transcription coregulator activity.